GCCGGGGGCGGAGCGCGGGCGGCCGGCGGCUACGGCUCGGCCCCCGGCUCCCGGCGCCCGGCUCCUGCUCUGGGCCCUGCACCUGUGACCGCCGGCCACGCUCGCCUUCUGCGCCCGGCGCCCGCAGCCCCAUGGCCCCGUCCCGCCUGCAGCUCGGCCUCCGCGCCGCCUACUCCGGCCUCAGCUCCGUGGCCGGCUUCUCCAUCUUCCUCGUCUGGACGGUGGUCUACAGACAGCCGGGGACCGCGGCCAUGGGGGGGCUCGCAGGUGUGCUAGCGCUGUGGGUCCUGGUGACGCACGUGAUGUACAUGCAGGAUUACUGGAGGACGUGGCUCAAGGGGCUGCGUGGCUUCUUCUUCGUGGGCGUCCUCUUCUCGGCCGUCUCUGUCGCCACUUUCUGCACCUUCCUUGUGCUGGCCGUCACCGGACACCAGAGCCUCACAGACCCCAACAGCUACUACCUCUCCUGUGUGUGGAGCUUCAUCUCCUUCAAGUGGGCCUUCCUGCUCAGCCUCUAUGCCCACCGCUACCGGGCUGACUUUGCCGACAUCAGCAUCCUCAGCGAUUUCUGACCUGAGCGAUGAGGUCUCCGCACCCUGGUGGUCCUCAGGACCUGGACUCAGCCUCUGAGACAUCAGGCGGGCCUGUACACCCCCUGGGAACCCCAGAACCGGGGCAGAAAGUAUACAGCAGGAGGACGGUGGUCUCCCUGGGAGCUGUCCUGUCCCCUUGGGGGGAACCCUGGGUGCCGUGGAAAGGGGUCCUGCCAUGUUGCUCAUCAGCGUGAAUGGAGGGUAGCUUUAGACCUUUUCAAGUGCAUCUAUUUUCUUAGCACUCAGUGGGCAAUCUUUCUAAGUAGGCCAGGGCAACAGGCAAGGGGUAGGGCAGUGGGGCCUUGACCUGUGCCUGGGGGCAGGGGUCCCUGCUGCCCUAGACACUCUCCCUCAGGUGGGACGGGACCCUGGGGAGGUCAGGUCAGGUAAGGGAUCUCUAGUAGAGACUUCUCAGCCCCUUAUCCCAGCACCCGCAUCUUGUUGUCCCCCAAGAGUCAGGUAGCUGAACUCAUUGGUCCCAGGGAUGGUAACACUUGCUUCUCUUUUCCCAAGGCCUGGGGACCCGAGGGGAGUUCAGUGUCCCUCUUUCCACCCACCCUGUUCCUCGCAGAGGUGGUUCCCAUGAGUAUGCUAGAGCCGUCCUCCCCUUCACCACACACCCCAGAGCAGGACGCCCCAAAUGAGGCCAGACUAAGGGUCUUGGGGAAGGUGCUUCUGCCCCCCGAAGGGCUUUGGGGAAGGGGGCAGCACGGGGUGGGCUAGAAGGAACCCUCAAACCUGUGCCAGGCACCUCCAGCCCAGCAUUUCCAUUUGGCCUUCUCAUGCCUGCCCCUCAUGGCACCCAGAUUGCCCCUGGCCCCGAGAUGCCUCCCCCACUCCUGCCCUUGCCCUUCACCCAGAGCUUUUCUCUUUUAAAAUCUCCCUUCUGAAGGACAAAAUCUGCUUUACUGCCUAUACACUGGCCCAAGGGCUCACCUAACUCGGAAGGGAAGGGCUCCAUCCAUCUUUUUGUCUUAGGUUGUCAUUUCGCACGGUCUACCCCUUUCCCACCUGAUGUGUCCUGCCCCUCAGCUCUUUGCCUUAUCUGUGUCACUGUCACUUUAGCAGAAAUACAGCAGCCAUUUGUAUCA
Messenger RNA from Orcinus orca (killer whale), 1684 nucleotides. It is a transcript of the gene SLC48A1, whose product is annotated as solute carrier family 48 member 1. Lineage: Eukaryota; Metazoa; Chordata; Mammalia; Artiodactyla; Delphinidae. Gene Ontology annotation, molecular function: heme binding; heme transmembrane transporter activity. Gene Ontology annotation, biological process: heme transport. The coding region runs from base 132 to 572 and encodes 146 amino acids. Gene Ontology annotation, cellular component: plasma membrane; lysosomal membrane. The transcript is spliced from 3 exons. The record is from RefSeq and is a predicted model, not a curated record.